UCAUAACAGUUAACUAAAGGAUAAGGAAACAUUAAAAUUUUCUUUGAUACAUUUUUGAUUUUUAAUAAUUAUUGUAUUAAUCUAGCGACGUCAAAACUCUUUACACAUUUAGUGAAAAGUGAGAAGAAACGCUUACGGUAUAAAUAAGAUCAUCUCGGUUUGUUGUUAAUAUAAUCCGUAUUUGGAAUAUGCUCUAACUGCAGCACUCAAUCUAGAAUGGUAACUCUAAGUUAAAUUUUGAAGUUAAUUGGAGCUCAUAAUAAAAUGGAAAAAUUUAAAAAGUUAUUUCCUAAUAAGGAAGGAUUUAUUGUAUUUGCUUUAUAUAUAAUAUUAUUUGUUUUUCAAGGUGUUUUCAUUACUGCAUCUAAAACUGAAAAUGGAAUAUAUGACUACAAUACAACACUAGUUGUUUUUUUAUCUGAAUUGUUAAAGCUAUUCAUUUCUGCUGCUCUUUAUACAUAUAAAAGAGGAGAUAAACCUAAUAUAUUUAAAGCUAUUUCAAAUAAUUAUAAUCUUCUGCUCCAGUAUUUCAUACCAUCAUUGCUAUAUUGUUUUUACAAUAAUUUAGCUUUUAUCAAUUUAUCACAUUAUGAUCCAACAUCUUACUAUAUUCUCCUGCAAUUCAGAGUAGUAUUGACAGCAUUUAUUUUUCAGUUCCUAUUCAAGAAAAAGUUAGCAUUCAUCCAAUGGAUAUCUCUAGGCAUACUUACACUUGGUUGUAUGUUGAAGAACUUUGAUGCAGCUACAAUAACAUCCAAGGGAGAUGCUGAUAGUAUCUGGUCUCAGAUAUUUAACAUCUAUUUUGUUUCAAUAAACUUUCAAAACUUCUGUUCAUGCUUAGCAGGCACUUAUAAUGAAUAUUUGCUCAAAACAAAGGGGUCCAAUGUAGACAUAUUCCUACAAAAUGUUUUCAUGUAUUUGGAUUCUGUCAUUUGCAACUUUUUUAUUCUCAUGUGCAAAGGAGAAGUUCUUACUAUGUUUAAAGAUUUUCAAUCUUUAGGUGAUGUGUUUGUUAUAUUAAUCACUGUAAAUAGUGCUAUUGUAGGGAUAGUGACAAGCUUCUUUUUGAAGAAUUUGAAUUCAAUUCUCAAAACAUAUGCUAGUGCUUUAGAGUUAAUAAUAACAGCUGUGGUAUGUUAUAUUUUAUUUCAUAUACUAAUUACAUUUUACACAAUAGUAUCUAUUUGUUUAGUUGUUAUAUCUGUGGCUAUGUAUUUCAAAAAUCCAGUAAAUAAUACUAAUGUUGAGAGUGAACAGAUGAGAAAAGACAAAAAGCCACUUUUGGAUGUAGUUGUUCAAUAGACUGAACUAAAAAUUAGAGGCUAUGAGAUUAUAUAACAUAAGUUGACAA
Pieris brassicae (large cabbage white) is the source of this 1351-nucleotide messenger RNA. It is a transcript of the gene senju, whose product is annotated as UDP-galactose transporter senju. Gene Ontology annotation, molecular function: UDP-galactose transmembrane transporter activity. Gene Ontology annotation, cellular component: Golgi membrane. Bases 265 to 1302 code for a protein of 345 amino acids. Lineage: Eukaryota; Metazoa; Arthropoda; Insecta; Lepidoptera; Pieridae. Gene Ontology annotation, biological process: pyrimidine nucleotide-sugar transmembrane transport. The record is from RefSeq and is a predicted model, not a curated record. The transcript has 5 exons.